This is a messenger RNA of Cryptomeria japonica (Japanese cedar), 2159 nucleotides long. RefSeq names its product glycerol-3-phosphate 2-O-acyltransferase 6. The record is from RefSeq and is a predicted model, not a curated record. Gene Ontology annotation, biological process: cutin biosynthetic process. Bases 410 to 1885 code for a protein of 491 amino acids. Gene Ontology annotation, molecular function: phosphatase activity; glycerol-3-phosphate 2-O-acyltransferase activity. The transcript is spliced from 3 exons. NCBI's taxonomy places the organism in Eukaryota, Viridiplantae, Streptophyta, Pinopsida, Cupressales, Cupressaceae. Gene Ontology annotation, cellular component: membrane.
CUUUUUCCUUCCUACUUGCCAACCAUCAUCUCCAACCAUUUUGUAGGCUCAUUAAGAUUUGAAAUCUCCAGCUGGAAGGUUUUUCAUGCUCAACGGUGGAGAUUGGGUCCUGUUCUCGAUCGGGCGGGCCAUAAGUAGCAGACAGUUUUUAUAUAUUAAAAAGAGGAGAUGAAUAUGGGCACCUAACAGAGCAAGCUUAGGUGGGGAUUGAGUGUGGCCGUAAUGACAAAUCCAACUGGUUGUCUCCAUUUCAUUUAAUGUUUCACAGCGUCUCACCUUCCCCACACCGGCCAACUCUAGAUUGGCGACUUGCUUCUUCUGCAUCGCAAGACUCGCUUGUCAAUUGGCUUCAUUUAAAUAGUCCGUGUCCAAGCCGCUGUUGUAGAGCUAGCUCGGGGAUUUGGAGAAAAUGGGGUUCGAUGUGAUAAGUAAAUGCAGCUCUGAAGGGCGGGAGGGGCAGACUGUGGCUGCGGAUUUGGAUGGCACCAUGCUCAGAUCGAGAAGCUCUUUUCCUUAUUUCAUGCUGGUGGCCAUGGAGGGCGGGAGUCUCCUGCGGGGCAUUGUUCUUUUGGCCAGCACGCCCUUGAUUUGGUUCGUUUAUGCUCUCGUGUCUGAGGCGGCAGGGAUUCAAAUGCUGAUUUUCAUUUCCUUUGCUGGGCUCAAGAUCCGGGACAUUGAGUUGGUGUCCAGGGCUGUUUUGCCCAAAUUUUAUGCAGAGGAUGUGCAUCCGGAGACCUGGAGGGUGUUUAGUUCGUUUGGGAAGAGGUAUAUCGUGACUGCUAAUCCAAGGAUCAUGGUGGAGCCCUUUGUGAAGAAUUAUUUGGGAGCGGAUAAGGUUCUUGGAACGGAGCUUGAGGUUUCUAAGUCUGGGCGGGCGACUGGAUUUGUGAAGAAGCCUGGGGUUCUGGUAGGGCAUUUGAAGAAAGAGGCCGUUGAGGCCGAAUUUGGCCCGAAUGCUGCGCCUGAUCUCGGCCUUGGCGAUCGGGAAACGGAUCAUCCUUUUAUGUCCAUUUGCAAGGAGGGUUUCAUGGUCCCGAAAAUGAAGGUCGAGGCAGUCCCCAGGAACAAGCUUCUGAGCCCUAUUGUGUUCCAUGACGGUCGCCUGGUGCAGAGACCUACUCCUCUGGUGGCGCUUCUCACUUUCCUCUGGUUGCCAAUCGGCUUUUUGUUUGCACUAAUCCGGGUCUUCGGCAACAUUCCUCUCCCUGAGAAGUAUGUUCGAACCUCCUACAAGAUGAUGGGAAUCAAGCUUGUGGUGAAAGGAACUCCUCCUCCGGGCCCAAAGAGGGGCGAAAAGGGCGUGCUCUUUGUCUGUGACCACAGGACUCUGCUCGACCCGGUGGUAAUGGCGGUCGCCCUGGGGCGAAAGGUGAGUGCUGUGACCUACAGCAUUAGCCGCUUCUCUGAAAUCAUUUCCCCCAUUAGGACCGUCCGGCUCACCCGGAACCGUGAAAAGGAUGCCGCAAACAUAAAACGCCUUCUUGAAGAUGGCGAUCUGGUGAUUUGUCCGGAGGGAACGACCUGCAGGGAGCCCUUUCUGCUCCGUUUCAGUGCCCUUUUCGCAGAGCUAACAGACCGCAUUGUGCCUGUAGCCAUCUGCAAUAAAAUGAGCAUGUUCCAUGGCACUACCGUCCGUGGGUGGAAGGGAUUUGACCCGUUUUUCUUCUUCAUGAAUCCGAUGCCCACUUAUGAGAUCACUUUUCUGGAUCAGUUGCCUACUGAGCUCACCUGCGCUGGUGGGAAAUCCGCCUUCGAAGUUGCUAAUUACAUUCAGAGGGUGUUGGCUGGUACUCUUGGCUAUGAAUGCACCAAUUUCACGAGGAAAGACAAGUAUUCUUGGCUCGCUGGUAAUGACGGCACUGUCUCCUCCAAACGAACCACCUGAGCCAUUCUCAUUCUGCUUUCCCACUGCCCAACGCCGAGAUCCCAACAUUCAUCAAUUAAAUAUUCUUAGAUUAUAUUAUUAUACCAUUGGAAGGAUAUACAGCACACUACCAGAAGAUUUUAAAGCGCUUUCACAGGGAAACUGCUCGUGUCGACUCGACUCAACUUAGCACAGCUCCGUUCAAUGGAAUUGAAAUCCCUCGGAAUCUGCCAUCGUUGCUGUUAUUGUUAAAUCUAUAUUAUAAUUGUUCUUACAGUUGGAUUAGUUUUUUUUA